This is a messenger RNA of Ipomoea nil (Japanese morning glory), 2304 nucleotides long. Its product is annotated as probable methyltransferase PMT7. The transcript is spliced from 7 exons. The record is from RefSeq and is a predicted model, not a curated record. Gene Ontology annotation, molecular function: methyltransferase activity. Gene Ontology annotation, cellular component: cytoplasm; endosome; trans-Golgi network. Lineage: Eukaryota; Viridiplantae; Streptophyta; Magnoliopsida; Solanales; Convolvulaceae. Bases 187 to 2040 code for a protein of 617 amino acids.
AAAAUUAAAAACGGAAAAAACGAAUUUCAGACUGCCUCAAAAAUCAUAAUCUGAGCUGCACCGAUUUGGAUCUCUCGAUCUAUCUCACUAUAAGCAAGAUAUGCUUAGCUUCUGCAACUCAGAGCUUUCUGUACAAUGAGUUAAUACUUCAACUUUGAGUAUUCAUAUAUAUUGGUGUAGAGAGAAAUGGGGGGAGGAGGGUCAUUGAUAAACAUGAGGGCAUUCGAUUGGAAGGCGGGGCAGACGAUAAUGGUGUCUCUUUUGGUAAUGAUUGGAUCUUUCUACACCGGCACUCUCUUCAGCACCACCGAUUCUUCUUCUCCCCUCUAUACGCUUCAGCAACAGCCGCAACAAGAACAGCAAAUUGCAGUCUCUUCCAAUCCCAACUCAUCACAAACCCCCUCUGGUAGUCCAACAUUUACAAACAAAGUUGCUCUUACUUAUCGAAUGGUACCACUAACUAUCCCAAAAACUGGAAUGAAUGUUUGCCCUCUGAAUUUCAAUGAGUAUAUUCCUUGUAAUGAUGUAUCUUAUGUUAAAGAGUUACUGCCAAAAUUAAAUCUUUCAAGGAGGGAAGAGCUUGAGAGGCAUUGUCCUCCAGUAAAGAGGCGCUUGUUUUGUUUGGUGCCACCUCCAGUUGAUUAUAAGAUACCAAUAAGGUGGCCUAUUAGCAGGGAUUAUGUAUGGCGAAGCAAUGUCAACCAUUCACAUCUUGCUGAAGUCAAAGGAGGACAAAAUUGGGUACAUGAGAAGGAUAAACUCUGGUGGUUUCCAGGUGGCGGAACUCAUUUCAAGAAUGGAGCUUCUGAGUACAUUCAGAGAUUAGGGAAUAUGACUACCAAUGAGAAAGGUGACUUGCCUUCAGCGGGAGUAUUUCAAGUACUUGAUGUUGGUUGUGGUGUUGCUAGUUUCUCGGCGUAUCUUCUUCCUUUGGACAUAGAAACUAUGUCCUUUGCUCCAAAAGAUGGUCAUGAAAAUCAAAUUCAGUUUGCUUUAGAACGAGGGAUUGGUGCAGUGAUUGCUGCUUUAGCCACUAAACAACUUCCAUAUCCAAGUAACUCCUUUGAAAUGGUCCAUUGUUCUAGAUGUCGUGUUGAUUGGCAUGAAAAUGAUGGUAUUCUACUCAAGGAAGUGAAUCGCCUUUUAAGAUCAAAUGGAUACUUUGUCUAUUCAGCUCCACCUGCAUAUAGAAAGGAUAAGGAUUUUCCAGAUAUAUGGAAUAAGCUAGUGACACUUACUUCUGCAAUGUGUUGGAAACUAAUUGCUCGACAAGUUCAAACGGCAAUAUGGGUCAAACAAGAAAAUAAUUCAUGCCUUCAGCAUAGUGCAGAGCAGCAUUUAGUGAACUUAUGCGAUGCUGCAGAUGAUUCUAAACCCUCAUGGAAAACACCUCUGAGGAACUGUGUUACACUAAGUAACACAAAAUCUAACUCUAAAAAGCUCCCUCCUCGGCCACAGCGCCUUUCAGAGUAUUCACAAAGUCUUGUGCGAAUAGGUGUUGAUCGUGAGAAAUUCUUGUCAGACACAAUCUAUUGGCAAGACCAAGUUCGCCAUUAUUGGAGGUUGAUGGGUGUUGAAGAGAAUCAAAUACGUAAUGUCAUGGACAUGAAUGCUUUCCUCGGUGGAUUUGCAGUUGCUUUGAACACAUGGCCAAUCUGGGUAAUGAAUGUAGUUCCUGUAACCAUGAACAAUACCCUGUCUGCCAUUUAUGACCGUGGUCUAGUAGGCACUUUUCAUGACUGGUGUGAGCCAUUUUCAACAUAUCCACGCUCAUACGAUCUGUUGCAUGCCAACCAUAUUUUUUCUCACUAUAGAAAUUACGGACAAGGUUGUUUGCUUGAAGAUAUCAUGCUGGAGAUGGAUCGUAUGCUAAGACCUCAGGGAUUUAUUAUUAUCCGAGAUGAAGAAGCUGUUGUAUCUAGGAUAAAAGAUCUAGCUCCAAAGUUCCUUUGGGACGCCAAAUUGCAUUUUCUUGAAGACGAUAGAAGGAAAAUGGAACAGGUUCUGCUUUGCAGAAAAAAGUUCUGGGCAAUCACCUAAUGCAAAAAUGGCUCGACUAUCAACUAGUUUUUCGCUUCUGAGAAUGUCACAUUCUGUAUUUCUCUUACAGGUGCUAGUUUUGAUUCAUGUUGUGUUCUUAGUUUUUCAUUCCUUGGUUGUCAGUUGUAAAUGAUAUAAAGACACAAAUCUUGUUUUUGUGAGCAGGAUGUAGAUCUAGAGUUCUUUUGUGCAACUUUAAUUCUGAAACCAUAAAUAGUUGUUACAACCAUUUGAUGACAAGGAAGAAUAUUGAUUUCCUUGUCC